This is a messenger RNA of Corylus avellana, 2970 nucleotides long. RefSeq names its product carboxyl-terminal domain (ctd) phosphatase-like 2 (gene CPL2). NCBI's taxonomy places the organism in Eukaryota, Viridiplantae, Streptophyta, Magnoliopsida, Fagales, Betulaceae. The record is from RefSeq and is a predicted model, not a curated record. Gene Ontology annotation, molecular function: RNA polymerase II CTD heptapeptide repeat phosphatase activity.
UUGAAACCCGGGGCAGAGAGGGAGGGGGAGAGAGCAAGAGAGUUGAGAGAGUGAGAGGAUAAAUCUCAAAUUUCACAAAGAUAGCCCUAAUUUUACAUACAUUUAUGCUUUUUUCUACUAUUUUUCCUUGUUUAGCGUCGAAUCAAAUUUGAUUUAAAUGAGUCGAUUAGGGUUUAAAUCCGUGGUCUACCACGGUGACUUGUGUUUGGGAGAGCUGGACGCUAUCCCGGUUUCGGACCAGAAUUUCCAGUUCCCAAACAACGAGAUUCGCAUCCACCACGUGUCGCCACCGAGUGAACGAUGCCCUCCGCUUUCGAUCCUCCAAACGAUUUCUUCGUUUUCGGUUCGGUGCAAGCUCGAGUCGUCUUCGCCGGUCGAGCAGUCCCAUCUGAUCAAUCUCCACGCCAUGUGCUUUUACGAACUCAAGACGGCCGUGGUAUUGAUUGGAGACGGAGAGAUUCAUUUAGUGGCAAUGCCAAGUAAGCAGAAGAAGUUUCCGUGCUUUUGGUGCUAUUCGGUCCCUGCAGGUCUGUACAAUGCGAGCUUAGGGAUGCUGAAUCUGCGUUGUCUGGCGAUCGUGUUCGAUCUUGAUGAAACGCUCAUCGUUGCAAACACCAUGAAGUCGUUUGAGGACAGAAUUGAGGCGCUUCGAGGCUGGAUUGCACGCCAGACCGAUCCUGUGCGUGUGUCGGGAAUGGCUGCCGAGAUGAAGCGGUACAUUGAUGAUCGAAUGCUGUUGAAGCAGUACAUGGAGAGCGAUUUUGUGGUGGAUACUAAUGGGAAGGCAUAUAAGGUGCAAUUGGAGGAGGUUCUGCGGCUAUCUGAUAACCAUGAACGAGUUGUUCGGCCUGUAAUACGGUUGCAAGAAAAGAAUAUUGUCCUCACUCGUAUCAAUCCUGAGAAUCGUGACACAAGUGUGCUCGUGAGGUUACGACCUGCUUGGGAGGAUUUGAGAAGCUAUUUGACUGCAAAAGGUAGGAAACGGUUUGAAGUUUAUGUGUGCACUAUGGCAGAAAGAGAUUAUGCCUUAGAAAUGUGGAGGCUUCUUGACCCGGAGGCACACCUUAUAGGUUCAAAUAAACUCCGGGACCGUGUUAUAUGUGUCAAAUCAGGUUCCAGGAAAUCGUUGCUAAAUGUCUUCCGGGAUGGCAUGUGUCAUCCAAAGAUGGCAAUGGUAAUUGAUGACCGUUCAAAGGUUUGGGAAGAUAAGGACCAACCUCGAGUUCAUGUGGUUCCUGCAUUCACUCCUUAUUUUGCUCCUCAGGCAGAGACUGCUCUCGCUGUUCCAGUCCUCUGUGUAGCAAGAAACGUUGCAUGCAAUGUCAGAGGUUACUUUUUCAAAGAGUUCGAUGAGAAUUUAUUACGAAGAAUCUCUGAAGUCUUUUAUGAAGAUGAGGUGGUAAAUUUACCUUCUGCUCCUGAUGUGAGCAACUACAUGAUGUCAGAGGAUGCUGGAUUUGUACCAAAUGGUAAUGCUAAUGCUCCCAUUAGUGAAGGCAUGAAUGGUGUUGAAGUUGAACGAAGGUUAAACCUAAUGGAUGAGAAGUAUAUUAACGACUUGGCUACUCCUUCGUUGACAAGUAGUCCUGAGUUAAGAUAUGAAACCUCUCAGCCUCCUCUUUCUGUCUUACCGAAUGUCACUGGACCUGCAUCUUCAAGACCAUUGACGCCUUCUCAGAAACCUGGUUUACUUGGAGCUCCUGUUAGACGAGAUUGCAUCGCAUCUGAUCGUGAUUAUGAUAUGAAGAGAGGACUCCUUACAACGAAGCGUGGUCCAGAUCUAAGGAAUCAAAGCUCAGGUGAACCUCCUAUUCUGUCAAGAUUACCUACACAAUCAGCAUCAGUGAUGCAGCCACAGGGAGGCUGGUUGGUGGAAGAUGAUAUCAGUAGAGGACAUUCAAAUAAUCGACCUUUGGGAUUUGUUCAAGAAGCUGAACCAUUAAAACCUGAUAAACAGUGUGCCCAUCUAAAUCCACUUCCUCCUAGCACACCAGGAUCUACUCCUGCUUUAUUCUCACAAACAUUUGAAGAGGCAUGUGCUGGUUAUGGUUUGCAAAAACAAAAUAUUCCACUUGCAAGUCAGCUAUCAGAGAUUGGUGUAUCUCAAAAUCAGGUGUCCAAUAGCAGAGAUGUUCAAACUGAAGCUGGGAAAUUGAGCCUGCUACAUUCUCCUUUAUCCAUUGGAGUUCUGCAUGAAAUUGCACGUAGAUGCAGCUCCAAGGUUGAGUUCAGGUCUGUUGUAAGCACCAGUAAAGAUUUGCAAUUUUCUGUUGAGGUUUUUUUCACUGGUGAGAAGAUAGGGGUUGGAAUGGGUAAGACAAGGAAAGAUGCGCACCAACAAGCUGCUGAGAAUGCUCUUCACAGCUUAGCAGAAAAAUAUGUAGCAUAUAUUGCACCUCGUUCUGGGGCUGUUGACGGAGAUUUUGAUAAGCUUUCCCUCGGAAAUGAAAAUGGAUUUCUAUGGGAUAUCGUCAGUCCCGGCACGAAUGAACUGCUAAGAGAAGAUGGGUUGCCCAAAGAGAGCACUUCUGAGCCUGGUGAAGGUGGAUCUGGGAAUACUUCUAAUGUAAAUCAGCAAGUACAGAAGCGAGCCACUUCCCCAAGGUUACCGAAUUCUAUUCCUAGUAAACGAACGAAGGACGAACUAUUUCGUGCUUCACAGAGCCUACCGUCUUUUCAGCAACAGAAGAGCGGGCAUCCUGUUUCAUGAGAAAUCAUAAGAUUUUAGGAUAUUUAGACAAAAAGUUAAUUGAGGUCUACAACUAGGCAUUCUACAUAGUUCAGCAUAUUUUUCCCUAGCAAAGCUUAUGCUGAGGUGAAAAAUUCUGUUUUAGAUUUGUGUUUUUGCGAAGAUGGGCUCUACUUUUACUUGCCCUACAUUUUCCAGUUUAUUUUUUGGAUAUCAAGGUUGAAAUUGUUGUCACAUAGGCUUUCAAGUAAUAUCGCAAUCAAUAGUAUUUGGGCCCGUCU